CGUGCCUGGUGACAUUGCCAAGCAAGAUUUUUGCAGCUGGCAGGACCACUUGUUUUUGUUUUCCUGGAACUCCGUGUGCUGCUUGCUGGGCUUGAGGACUUGGCUUGUUGAGAGCUAGAAUUACGUCUGAAGGAAGAAAAGCACAAAACUUCAGAUAAAAGGAAACAGUCAACUACGGAUCAACUAGAGAACAUCAAAGAAAAAGAACCAGCAGGACGAUGAUAGCGAUGACGACAUUUUUGUUUGUUUUGCUGCUUGCUCUGCUGAUUCUCCUCUUCCUGAGACAACUCUGGUCCCGAAGACAUUUGCCUCCCGGUCCUUUGGCUCUACCUCUCAUUGGGACUUUGGGGGCUUAUGGGAUUUCAUUUCAGGAAGAUUAUAUCUCUAAGCAUGUAAAGCAAUAUGGAAAUAUAUUGACCAUUUGGGCUGGACCUCAACUUUUCAUAGUGCUGUCUGGAUUCAAAACUGUGAAAGAAGGAAUGACCAGCUUCCCAGAAGAAUUCUCUGACCGACUAGACAAUCCUUUAAUGACUGCUUUAGGGAAAGAGAGGGGAAUUAUUCUUUCCAAUGGCCACACCUGGAAACAGCAGCGAUACAUCGCCAUCACUUCUCUGCGGAAGCUGGGCCUGGGGAAGAAAAGCGUUGAGCAUCAAAUAGAAGACGCAGCUCAGACACUGAUAGAGGCCUUUAGACAAACAAAAGGACAGCCUUUUGACCCUUCAAUUUCAGUAAUAAAUGCAGUUUGUAAUGUCAUAUGUGCUUUAAGUUUUGGACAUCAGUUUGCUCCUGAAGAUGAAAACUUCCAGAACUUAAUUCAAGCCCUUGAAAGUAUUGUGAAAUUGACUGGUAACUUUUUCUACUUGAUGUAUAAUGUGUUCCCACGAUUAAUGGGCUACCUCCCAGGCCCUCACAAGAAGGCCCUGGCUUCCGUGGAUUUGAUUGUCUCCUUUGCAAAGCAGGAAAUAGAGAAACACAAGGAAUUUCAUGCUCUGCAUGAGCCACAGGAUUUCAUUGAUUACUAUCUUCUUCAGAUGGAGAAGAGCAAGAAUGACCCCAACUCUACCUAUAAUAAAGACAACCUGGCUGUAUGUAUUUGUGAUUUUUUCGGUGCUGGAACAGACACAACCUUUGCUACUUUGAAGUGGGCAUUGCUUCUCUUGGCCAAUCAUCCCGACAUCCAAGAAAAAGUCCAGAAGGAGAUUGAAGAUGUGUUUGGCUUCUCAGGGUCAAUUUCCUAUCAGGAUCGAAAGAAGCUGCCUUACACCAAUGCUGUGAUUCAUGAAAUGCAGCGUGUAAAAUAUGUCUUGCUUUUUGGGGUUCCCAGACAAAGCAUAAAGGAUGUGAAGAUGAGGGGUUACCACAUUCCUAAGAGGACCGUUAUUAUCCCAGACCUGCGCUCUGUUCUUCUUGACCCUGAACAAUGGGAAACACCUGAAGAAUUCAACCCAAAUCACUUUUUAGAUAAGGAUGGGAAGUUCAUGGAACGAGAAGAGUUUCUGCCAUUUGGAAUAGGUGUGCGUGCAUGUGUGGGACAGCAGCUGGCAAGAAUUGAGAUCUUCAUCUUUCUGACCAGCCUGUUGAGGGCCUUCAGCUUCCGGUUGCCUGAAGGAGUGAAAGAACUCAAUGAAGCCCCUAUUGUAAAAGUGACAUUGCAUCCACAUCCUUACAAACUGUGUGCUAUUCCCACAAAGGCUUAAACAUAAGCAAUAUAAAAAGCAUUAAAGUAACUAUAGAAUAUUAUUCAAUAUGAUAAUUGUUUCUUAUAUAUGUAUUCACUUAAUAUUGUGUUUUGCUUCUAUUGACUCAACACUAAAACGUGUUCAAUAUAUGGCUGGAUUCACACAUCAUAGCUAACCUCGUCAACCAGAGACCAGGAGAUUGUGAAUAAAAAAUGUGCUGUGUGCUUGUUAA
Messenger RNA from Crotalus tigris (Tiger rattlesnake), 1911 nucleotides. Its product is annotated as cytochrome P450 2J2-like. Gene Ontology annotation, molecular function: iron ion binding; oxidoreductase activity, acting on paired donors, with incorporation or reduction of molecular oxygen, reduced flavin or flavoprotein as one donor, and incorporation of one atom of oxygen; heme binding. Gene Ontology annotation, biological process: xenobiotic metabolic process; arachidonate metabolic process. The record is from RefSeq and is a predicted model, not a curated record. The transcript has 10 exons. Gene Ontology annotation, cellular component: intracellular membrane-bounded organelle; cytoplasm. The coding region runs from base 219 to 1697 and encodes 492 amino acids. NCBI's taxonomy places the organism in Eukaryota, Metazoa, Chordata, Lepidosauria, Squamata, Viperidae.